Orbicella faveolata is the source of this 442-nucleotide messenger RNA. RefSeq lists its product as uncharacterized. The record is from RefSeq and is a predicted model, not a curated record. Lineage: Eukaryota; Metazoa; Cnidaria; Anthozoa; Scleractinia; Merulinidae.
GUUUUAUUUAUUUCUCAAAGACUAUGAAGUGCUUUGUUUUCUUCGUAAUAUCUUUGGUCUUAGUGGCGUCAGCCCCUCUCGAUAACCGACCUCAGGACGAAAAACAUGACGAAGACCCUGGUCUGUUUGCUUUGCCCCAUGUUGGCCAACGUCAGGUGACAAAUGACUUCACCCGUCAGUUCAGUGGUAAUAGCAACUCAAACAAUCAGAACAUUGGUAACAACAACAACAACAACAGCAACAACAACCAGAACAACAACAACAACUACUACCCAUAUGGCAAAUGAAAGUUCUUUCCUUCGGUUGCGUCUUGAGCAUGGAAAAGGACUUUUCGUUGUAGUUGAGUAAUGUUUUCGCUUGUAGACCUGACGUUCUUAGCACGUCAGGAACGAAAGAGCGGUAAUUGUAAAAGUAGUGAGACAAUAAAGGUGAUAAAAAUGCA